AACACUCGCUCUGUUGCGAUACAGCUAGCGCCAUCUGAGGAAAAUAUUUUCAACUACCAUUAUUAUUAUUCUAUAACUUUUCUGGAAACCGCCAACGGCGGAUGUAAAAUUAUUUGCUCUUUGUUAUUAAAAGUUUUGUUUUGUUAUUAAGCCCUUGUGUGCUUGUCUCAUUUGUUAUUUUACAAUGAGUGUAUAAUAUGCCAUUUUUCCCAGUCUCGAAUAUAAUUAAAUCGGGUAGAUUUUAUCGGAUAACCCCAUCUUUUAUAUUUAAAAAUAGUAUUGUUAAAUAACUGGCGCCCGAACAGGGACCCGAUAUUUGAUAUAUUAAUUUCGAGACUGAAUUUUUCUGAACUGUGCUAAUAUGGAACUAAUUCAAUUAAAAGCGAAAAGAAAAGGACUAAGAACUUCUUUUUCGCUAUGUGUGAAAAAUAUUGAAGACGUGCUCAAUGUUGCUGAAUUGGAUACUAAGGAAAGUAAUAUAAAAACGCUUUCGAUUUACGAGCUACAAUUGAAGGACAAAUUUGAGCGGUUGGCAAACUGCCAAGAGGAAGUUUCUAAUUGUAUUCUUCUCUUGGAAAAUGCCGACACAGAAUAUGAGUCGGACUUUGAAAAAGCGGAGGAAUAUCGUGACAAAUAUCACGAAAUUUGUUCCAAAUUAACUGAACAUUUAAGUAAAACAGAUGUAGUUCAAAGAAAAUAUAAACUCCCACAGAUUGAGCUACGUAAAUUUAGUGGUGAAUUAAAAGAUUUCUUAGGCUUUUGGAGCCAAUAUGAAAAAAUUCAUUCCGACGAAACUUUGUCGAAGGAGGAUAAGUUUCAGUAUUUGUUGUCGUCUUUAGAGCCGCAGUCAAAAGCGGCCCGGGUUGUCGGCAGCUUCCCUGCAACGGCUAAGAACUACGAUAAAGCCAUUGAACAGUUAAAAGAGCGUUUCGGACGGACAGAUUUACUGGUGCAAGUUUAUGUCCGGGACUUAUUAUCACUUGUAAUGAAAAAUGCUAUAUCUGGUCGAUCCAAAACUGAUUUACCUGCAUUGUACGAUGAAUUGGAAGGAAAGAUACGGGCCUUGGAAAGCCUAGGGCGUACACAGAGCAAUUACGGAGAUUUUCUAAUGCCACUAGUAGAAUCUUCUUUGCCGGAGACUGUUUUGAUUGCAUACGAAAGAAGUCGUUCUUCUGACCAAGGGGAAAGAUCUUUGCAAAAAUUAAUGAACUUUUUACAGCAAGAGGUGAAGGGUGAGGAGCUUGUCGUCCUCGCUCGGGCUGGAUUUGGAACCUCUACUAAGAAGAAAGAGCCUGUUGUAGAGAAAAUGGAUUUAUCUACCACAGCUGCAUUGGUAAGCACUACGCCUGAUAAUACAGGUAAGAUCAAUUUUAUCUGUCUCUUUUGCGGGAAAAAGCACCUUUCCCAAGAUUGCUAUUUUGCUCGAAAGCUAAGUUUAGAAGAAAGGAGAAAGGUAAUUUACAACAAAAAAGCUUGCGUCUCCUGUCUUAAAUUGGGACAUACUGCUCGUACAUGUAGGAUGAAGAUUAGAUGCAUUAUUUGUAAUAAAAAUCAUUUUAUUUUGAUGUGUCCUGAUCGAGAAAUGAAGAACAAUGAACCUAAAACUGAGGAAGUGUCAUCUUUAGCCAAUAGCAGUGCCCCUGCUUAUGAUUUUAAAACUGUUUUUCUUAUGACUCUGAUAGUAAAAGUUAAAAAUAAGAAAAGUGAGUGUAAUAUACGGGCCAUUUUAGAUACUGGCUCGCAGCGCUCAUAUUUGAGUACUAAAAUUGUUAAAAAAUUGUGUUUGAAACCCAAGGGUAAACAAACACUUAUUCAUGGUUUAUUUGGAGGUAACGAAACCAAACCUAAAGACCAUGAGUGGUUCAUGAUUAAAGUUUAUAAUUUGGAAAACACUUUUUGUUUUAAACUAGAAGUCCUCUCUGAAGAAAAAAUUUGUGGUUUUGUUCCUCGAGCUAACGAUUCUGUUACGCUAAAAGAAUUGCAACAAAGAAACAUAGAUAUUCACGAUGUUAAUUUUAAUGAUUCUGAAAUAGAUCUGCUUCUUGGAGCAGACAUUACCUCUAAAUUGUUUACUGGUAAAUCAAUAGCAUUAAAAUCAGGUUUAAUGGUUGUUCAGACAAAACUUGGUAAUACUCUUACUGGUAAAAUAAAUAAUGUUUAUGCAGAUAUAAAUAAUGGUAAAUCAAUAUCUGUUGAUUCCAAUUGUAUCCUAUGUGAUAAUGUAUGUGUAUUGCAUUCAGUAACUUUAAAUGUAAAUAAGCUUUGGGAUCUCGAUGUAAUAGGUAUUAGAGACCCAUAUGAUAAUUCUAAACAGAGAUUAAUGUUUUCGGAAGCUAUUGAGCAGUAUAAAGAUAACUUAACUAUUCUUCCGAAUGGAAGAUAUGAACUUUUACUUCCAUUUAAAAGUGAAACUACUUUGCUUGAUAACAAACAGUUAACUUUAAAGCGUCACUUGAAUAUGUGUAAACGCUCUUUAGCAAAUGGUUAUUUGAAUGAUUAUAUCAAUGUUUUUAAAAACUGGCAGGAGAUAAAUAUUAUAGAAAAGGUUCCUGAAAGUGAAAUUAAUGAACCUUGCCAUUAUUUGCCCCAUCGUCCUGUCAUCAAACAAUCUAGCGAGACAUUUAAAUUGCGUCCAGUAUUUGAUGCCUCAGCCAAACAGUGCAAUCAACCAUCUUUAAAUGACUGUUUGGUCAAAGGCCCAAAUUUGAUCGAAUUGAUUCCUGAUAUUAUUGACAGGUUUAGAUUAUUUCCAAUAGGUCUUUCUUCUGAUAUAGAAAAAGCCUUUUUGCAGCUAAGCAUAUCCCCUCAGCACCGAGAUUUUUUACGAUUUUUCUUUCCAUCUGAGACAGGUGAUCCCAUUGCUUAUAGACACUGUAGAGUUGUGUUUGGUGUGACCACGAGUCCCUUUUUACUAAUGGCUUCUUUAAGUCAUCUCCUGGAGAACGCUUCCGAUGAAUUUUCCGAUGUUGUUCCCAAGCUCCGACAUGCUUUUUACGUCGACAAUUGCGUCACGGGAGUUAACACUGUCACAGAAUUAGAAAACUUUAUUAUUAAGACUCAAAAAUUAAUGAAAACAGCUUGUUUUAAUUUGCGAGGUUGGGAAGGUAAUAUAGCAAAUCCUCUUUUAUCCAAGUCUUCUGGUGAUACUUCCUUACUGGGUAUUAAGUGGAAUUUGGAUCGAGAUACUUUACGAUGCAACUUUACUAAUGAUUUAGAUCGUAACGAAACAUUUACAAAAAGAACUGUAUUAUCGUAUGUGCAGCGGUUUUUCGAUCCU
Messenger RNA from Parasteatoda tepidariorum (common house spider), 3277 nucleotides. The record is from RefSeq and is a predicted model, not a curated record. NCBI's taxonomy places the organism in Eukaryota, Metazoa, Arthropoda, Arachnida, Araneae, Theridiidae.